This is a messenger RNA of Fragaria vesca subsp. vesca, 1941 nucleotides long. RefSeq names its product amino acid permease 1-like. Lineage: Eukaryota; Viridiplantae; Streptophyta; Magnoliopsida; Rosales; Rosaceae. The transcript has 7 exons. The coding region runs from base 403 to 1821 and encodes 472 amino acids. The record is from RefSeq and is a predicted model, not a curated record. Gene Ontology annotation, cellular component: plasma membrane.
AAUAAUGUGAAUAUGUGAUGCAACUUCGCUAAUGAAAACAUAAUAAGGAAGGAGAUUUAAUACUACACUGGUCGUUUCAAAUUAAUGGAGUGUGCUGUAUUCCUUGAAACCAUACCAAAUAUAACCAGUAGAGUAUCCCAUAUCUAUCUGUCUAUUCCAUAAAUCUAUGGAUGAGAGUAGUAGGUUGUCCAGAUUCUAAUUAUCUGACAGAAAUUUAUUAAAGAGGUCAUGCAGAAUUAAUAGGCAUAUGACUCGUAUCAAACUUUCACACCCAGAAAAGACUCUUUAGAGAACUAGCGUCUUCAUAUAUACUCUGUUCUUCAUCAAUUUUUUUUUUUUCCAGUAGUUAAUCUCUGUGACGAUUCUGAGUAGUCGAUCCGAGUUACAUGCAAAGCUAUUGUAAUGGCGUUGAGUGAGGUUGAAGCUAAAUUUCGACAUGGCUUGUCUGAAUCUGGAGAGGUGGAUGAUGAUGGCAAACUCAAAAGAACUGGGACAGUAUGGACUGCCUGUGCCCAUAUAAUCACAGCAUCAAUAGGAGCUGGGGUGUUAUCUCUAGCCUGGGCAAUGGCCCAACUAGGAUGGCUUGCAGGCAUUUUCAUUCUCUUGUUCUGCACCUUUGCUGCUGGUUACGCUUCCACUCUCUUAGCAGAUUGUUACAGAUUUCCUGACCCAGUUUCCGGCAAGAGAAACUACUCUUAUAUGGAGGCUGUCAAAGUCUAUCUAGGUGGAACAAUGCACAAGAUUUGCGGAUGGAUGUUAUAUAUAAACCUUGCUACCAUUGGAGUUGGCUUCACUAUAACCACGGCAAAAAGCUUGCUGGCUAUACAGAAGUCUAAUUGUCAUCGCAAGUAUGGUGAAGAUUCAACAUGCAUGUUUUCCAGCAUUCCACACAUGGUUGGAUUUGGGAUUGUCGAAAUUUUCUUAUCACAACUCCAAAACUUUCACAAAUUGACUUGGCUCUCUAAGCUUGCAGCCACUAUGUCUUUUGUGUAUGCAACUAUUGGAAUUGGACUUUCUCUUGCUAAGAUCAUAUCAGGGCAUGGAGGAACAACUUCUCUUGCAGGGGUAGAGCAGUCUUCAUCGGAAAAAAUUUGGAUGACAUUUAUAGCAGCCGGAGAUAUUGCAUUUGCUUGCUCGUAUGCUCUUGUCCUGUUUGAUAUCCAAGACACACUGAAGUCAUCGCCACCAGAGAACAAAGUGAUGAAGAGGGCUGUUGUGAUAGGGGGUUUGACUAUGGCAUUAUUGUUCACGAUGUGUGGCAGCUUCGGUUAUGCUGCGUUCGGCAACAAGACACCCGAAAACCUGCUUGCUGGUUUUGGAGAUGAGAUGCCCUGGGCAUUCUGGCUCCUAGAUUUGGCUAAUUUUUGUAUUGUGGUGCACAUAGUUGGUGCGUUUCAGGUACUGUGCCAACCAGUGUUUCGCAUUGUCGAACUGUUGGCUAGAAGCAGGUGGCCAAAGUCCAAUUUCUUUACCAAAGAGAACCCAGUCAAACUAGGAAACAUGAAGUUCAAUUUGAACAUAUUUAGGCUGACAUGGAGAACAUUCUAUGUGGUGGUGGUGACUGUCAUUGCCAUGGCAAUGCCAUUCUUCACAAACAUGCUUGCGCUUCUCGGAGCCAUCGGGUACUGGCCUCUUAUAGUUUAUGUCCCAAUAGAGCUGCACAUUGCGCAAAACAAGAUUCAGAAACCAACCCUCCGCUGGUUCGGGCUUCAACUUCUGAGCUUUUUGUGCUUGCUCAUUUCCUUGGCUGCGGCAUCUGGUUCCAUUUACGGUCUGCGUAAGGGUCUCAGUGCCUACAAGCUCUUCCAAGUCAAAGAGUGAUCGAUCGGAAAGUUAGUAGUAUACUAUAUAUGUUCUUUUUUCUUUUUUGAUUGAAAUUAGUACUGUGUUUAUACAAAAAUAUUAUCUUGCCAAAUAAUAAUCUGACAAUCAUUCUGAAUC